This is a messenger RNA of Amoebophrya sp. A120, 1744 nucleotides long. NCBI's taxonomy places the organism in Eukaryota, Dinophyceae, Syndiniales, Amoebophryaceae. The record is from the annotation of a GenBank genome assembly.
GAAGAUCCUGAGCUCAUGCCGUGAUUAUUUCCGACGUGAUUGGAGAAUCCUGAACGCAGUUGUAGCUCCUACCUCAAUCGAAGAUCUACCUCAGACCACUCGUGUUGGAAGUAAUACACGAUCGGGCUGAGUGACUGCGACUGAUCUAAAAACCACUCUUGCGCUGAUCACCUUUCAGAACUGGAUUUCACAGUACGAUUUCUCGUCCUCUGACAACUCGAUUAGUACUAGUUGCAAGUGUAGUUGGAGUAGUUGCCAGCUCUUCUAGCUUUGUUUCAUUUGUGAAGCUUGGACUUGCAGUUCAGGUUCAACAUUAUUUUGAUCCAUUGCGGUUUCGAUCUCGCUUCAUUUUUCCCAGUCAAAUAGUUGUAUUAGUUUAUCAACCCGAAGAACGCGAAGGUCUUUGCUGCAGGAUGCCGAAGUCGCUGAUGAAACAGGACUCCACAUGCGGGUCCCCCGCCUCCACACGGCAUUUUUGCACCAACUGCCGUGCUAUGCAUUGCAAAUUAUAUCUGGCGGGUCCUCUGGAAGAAUGCAGGUUUGUCAUGCUUGUGCGCUCGCAUGUCGAGGUUGACUCUGAAAUCUGUAAUGCACGAGCAGGAAAAGUAGAGAAGAGCCUCUUGCCUCCUGUCGCGUAAAAAUGCAGUUUGCCAUGUCGUGCAGAAAGCGAACUACAUGCGGGCUCAAAAAAUUGUCACCAUACGUGGCUGCGUAUUGUUGUAGUUCCCGUACAUCCAGUUCCACCGUUAAUUCACAAACCAGCAUCACACGCUUCUAGAGGACCCAGACAUGACAUUUGCAGUGGAUACGUGAAAACAAUUUUUACCAAGUCUGGACGACGGGUUGCUGUGGCGAGCUCCUGUGUCCGAAGUGUGGCAGGGGCUCCGUGGAGCGGGAUGAGUGCGUCGUGUGCCAUCGGAAGGCGGCGGACGGCUUCGAGGCCCGGAAGAGCGAACUGCAUACCCGACUGCAUUAUCCACCUAGACAAAGCAUGGACAAGUAUCGCACUCGUAUAAAUUUGUAUACGUAGGCAUGACUGCGUGUUAAGUGACGAGUCUGCGUUUUCAAAAACCUCCUAUGUAAGUUUAGCACUUACAAAUUCUGAUGUCCGCUUUUCGACCUCCUAGGAAAAUUUGAUGUCAUGCGAAUUUUCAUAACAGUGCGAUGUAUCUGCUUCUGCAAUGCAUAUUCAUCAAGUCACGUCUCCGAAUUCUCACGGGGAAUACCUCCGAGCGCGGCAUGAGUUCCUGCGGGCAACUGGGCGUUGAAUGGCUCCAGUGAACUUUUCGCGUAGCCGAAAGAACGGGAGACUAGAGGUUUGUUAUCAUCGGGGACAAUAUCCUUGUACGUAUGCUUCUUUGGUGCGAAGAAGUUCCAAAGUAGACAAUAAUCGCAAAUUCUGUCGCGCCUAAUUUGUACACCCUGGCUUUAGCUCCAUCCCCACCUUGUCACCCUCUCGUGGUAAAAGGCUCUUCUAUUUUUUUGCAAUUGCAAAAACGGAAGAGGGUCACGCGCUCGUAAUCGUGCUAUAUACGAAAGUGAGAGUGCCUGGAGGAAGAUAAAACUGCCAGUACAUAUUUAGCGAACCACCUGCAAGAACGCAAUUUAGGAACUACUACUUUAAAUAUAGCGAACAACCGUAGCAAGCAACGCUUUUUCGUGUGCAGAUGAUAACGAAAAGUAGAAUUGAAAUACACCAGCGCCAAGAAUUGUGCCUGUAUUCGUGGCCACUUGGCGCUGCAAC